UGACCUGCCCCACAUCGCAUCAAUAAACGAUGCGCUUUUUGUCGUCACAAGUGGAUGGGCAUCCUAUCUUGACCGAACCAAAUAGCCAUAACCAUAUCUUAGUUAUCUAACUAUUUAUGUAUUCCACCUCCUCCGUGCUUCUAAAUAUUCAUUGUUAUUUCUUAUCCAGGCUUACUGUUGGGAUACUCAGCAACAUGGGUUCAAUCGGCCAAGAGCCGGUUGAAACGACAAUAGCUAGUCACCACCUAUCCAAACGUGGCGCCAAGAGUUUCCUACAUCGAGAUGUAUGGGGUCCAUGAUAAAAGUCAAUGGAGAAUCCAUGGUCACCAGAUAAUCCCGGCGGGACGUUAUCCCCAUGGCUCAGUCUGCAAGACGCAGCGGCGUUAUUCUUAACUGAAGGGCCCCAGUAUCGUGAGACAAUCAUGGCAGACAAUGUCUUCAUCACACCCGGCACAGCCAGCACCCUCGAUGCAUUGGCAUGGGCGGUUUGCAAUGACGGAAAGGGUAUUCUCAUCCCACAACCACUUUACAAUGGGUUUAAUAUUAAUCCAUUAGAUUAGGGUAGUGCAAGGAUUGCGGGAGCUAAGUAUGAGGGGAUAGAAGGGUACGAGGGUCUUGAUGAUUUGUUUUGUCCGGAGGUGAAUACGAGGGCGAUUGAGGCUGCGUUGAGGAAGGCACAGGAUUGGGGGUUACCGUUUGGACGCUUUUGGUUUCAAAUUGGUCCUGUCACCUU
This is a messenger RNA of Aspergillus ruber CBS 135680, 733 nucleotides long. RefSeq lists its product as uncharacterized. The transcript has 2 exons. Gene Ontology annotation, molecular function: pyridoxal phosphate binding. The record is from RefSeq and is a predicted model, not a curated record. Bases 309 to 560 code for a protein of 83 amino acids. NCBI's taxonomy places the organism in Eukaryota, Fungi, Ascomycota, Eurotiomycetes, Eurotiales, Aspergillaceae. Gene Ontology annotation, biological process: biosynthetic process.